Molecule: messenger RNA, 1417 nt
Organism: Manis pentadactyla (Chinese pangolin)
Lineage: Eukaryota; Metazoa; Chordata; Mammalia; Pholidota; Manidae
Product: lipase member J-like
Biological process (GO): lipid metabolic process
Cellular component (GO): intracellular membrane-bounded organelle
Source: RefSeq, a predicted model, not a curated record
AUGGAGCCAAAUUAUUUCCUACUGGGCUACCCAGAUGAAGCAUAUGAUAUUGUAACUGAAGAUGGUUAUAUCCUUGGCCUUUAUGGAAUUCCUUAUGGGAAGGCAAACAAUGAUAACAAUUCAGCUCAGAGAAUUGUCGUUUACUUGCAACACGGUUUGUUUACAUCUGCCACCAGCUGGAUUUCCAGUCUUCCCAACAACAGCCUGGGCUUCCUCCUGGCAGAUGCUGGUUAUGACGUGUGGAUGGGAAACAGCAGAGGGACUACCUGGUCCAGGAAACACCUAAAAACAAAUUCCACAGAAUUUUGGGCUUUCAGUUUUGACAAGAUGGCUAAAUAUGACCUUCCAGCCUCUAUUGAUUUAAUUGUGAAGCCAACUGGACAAGAGGAAAUAUUUUAUGUAGGCCAUUCCCAGGGCACUACUAUUGCUUUCAAAACAUUUUCCACAAUGCCAAAGAUAGCUCAAAGAAUCAAAAUAUUUUUUGCCUUAGCACCAGUUUUCUCCAUUCAAUACUCAAAAAACCCUUUACUUAAAAUGGCAUACAAGUGGAAGCCAGUGAUCAAGGUAUGUUAUUCCUUUCCUUUAUGUGGUUGAUAACUCAAAGUGACCAUGAUUCUGUGCUUUCAAAAUAAAUGUCUUGACUAUGUUUGCACGGCCCCAUGUAUGAAUUGGAUAUUUGGUUACCUUUACACUGGAUUCUUGCCUUUGUUUCUAUAAAGGGAUAGGAUUUUAUUUAUGAUACCUUUGGACAUCUCAUUGUGAAACAAAAUUCAGCUGUCAAAUCAUCUCUACAUGCUGCCCCCAAUAUGGCCUUAAUUUAAAUGUUUUAAACUACUGUGAGAUAAUACAUUUGGUUGUAAGCAUAGUGAACUCACCACAGCAUUUCUUGAUAUUGUUUUUGUCUUCCAAAUAUGAAUAAAGUAAAUUUAUUUUACAGAUUUUUGCUGGCAACAAAGAUUUUUUACCUAAUUCAUCAUUUAAAAGAUUUGUGGGUUCAAAGGUGUGUCCACUAAAAAUUUUUGGUAAGAUUUGCCAUAAUAUCUUGUUUAUGAUGUCUUGAUACAACCAGAAGAACUUAAAUAUGGUGAGAACAAGUUGUAUUUGUAUGUUUUAUCAAGUUUUAGAAAGUAGCUCUCAAUAGUGAUUAUUUUAUGCCUUGUUAGUCAUUUUAUGAUUUACCCAUAUGUACUAGUAGGUAGAUUCUUAGCCUUUCUGAUUUUGUGACUAUACCAACAACGUGAAACUAAUUUGCACCACCAUGCUGGGAUUAUUUGACCUCCAUAUUUGUCUUCCACUCUGUAAAGAGCAGAAAACAGCUGCUGUGAUGGGUAACUUUAUUAUUAGCCUUUGCUAUUAGGUGUUAAUUUCUUUACAUUUCUUGCAUUAAAGUUGUCUUCUAUUGAUUUAUUUCCAAUAA